AUGUCUUCUGAACCAGAUCAUAAUUCAUAUGUAGAAUCACCUAUAGAUGCAAAAUCACCCACUUUUCCAACUAAUAAAAAUAUACCUUUUUUAAAUAAACGAGAUAGUUACCUUUUAGAUGACUCACUAUCGGAUAAAUGUUCGAGGAAUCUCUCAAUUAUAACAAAUUCUUUCUCUGUUGCUAAACAAGUGUUCAAAGAUUUGAAACAUGAAGAUUUGUCUGAAAAGGGAUUGAAUGUAAUUAAAGAAGGUGAAGAAUUGUUGGAUGAAAUCAAAAAAUUGUUGUUCAAAGGCUCGGAUGAGGAUAAAGUAAAUCCUAGAUUUCAAAGAUUCGUCGAAGAGUCCGAGGAUUUUGAAAAUUUUGAAAAUUGUCUUUGGACGAUUGGAGUUUUUAUUAGUGAUACCGAGAUUGAGGUUCAUGAAAGAAUUGGCCGUCAAAUAGAUGAAACAAUUAAAGCAAUUGAUAAAUUGAAAUUAGCAAUCAACAAUUGGGGAUCUACCCAGAAAGGUUGGAAACUAAUUAGAAGUAGAACUUUGUCCCUUGUCAGAUUUCUUUCAAUUCCUAAGAAACGAUUUGAAAGUAAAAAUAAGAUUACAGAAAACGAUCUUUCGGAGGUUAAAUCUGUUAGAGGAAGUAAAGAUCAUAUAUUUGAACGAAUUUAUAAAAAGUCUAUUAGAGUUGCUGAAAAGAAUGUUGGUCAAGAUAACGAUGAUCGUUUGGAAGAAUUAAAAAAAGAAAUUAAAUUUAUGAAAGAUCUUCGUGAAUGUCCAAAUAUUCUUGAGUUAUGGGUAGAUUAUAACUUGCAAACUUACCUUACUGAACAUCGCGCAGAUUCUAAUUUAUCUCCAGCUGACAAACUCUUAAUUGCUCGUGGAAUUGCUAAUGCACUGAAUUAUUGUCACGAGAGGGAUAUUUUACAUCGUGAUAUCAGAACGUGGAGUUCACCAGAGAGAAUUCGCGGUGAAAACUACGCUAAAGCGAGCGAAGUAUACAGUUUCGCUUUAGUCAUGUGGGCGAUUGAAUAUCAACAAUUACCCUUUAAUACCUUAAUGGAGGAAGAAAUCAAACUUCAAAUACUUGAUGAAAAACGUCCUGAACUUACAUCAAAGGAUAGCGAAUAUCAAAAAAUUAUUGAAAAAUCAUGGUCUCAAGAUCCUUCUCAACGUCAUGAUAUUAGAUCAAUCCUUGAUCGUCUGAAUAAACUAGUAAAUUCUUCUGGUCAGGAUACCGAUGACGAUUCUGAUAAAAUUGCAAAUCUAGAUCUAGCAAUAUUAAGACGUCCGUCCAAUCGACGUAUAAUAACUUCUUCAACUUCUUCAACCAUUCCAAUUACUCCAACCUCCCCAGCCACUCCAUCCUAUGAUUAUAUAGAAAAAGGUAUUGAACUUCAUAAUAACAAGAAAUACAAUGAUGCGUGGGAUAUAUUUCAAAAGUGUUAUAAUCUCAGACAAGAUGAUCCAAAUACAAAUUUAUGGAUGGGUGUUUAUUUACUUAAAGGAUAUGGAGAUGUUAAACCAGAAGUUCAAAGAGGCUUGAAAUACCUUAAAAAAGCAGCAGAACUACAACAUCCGGAAGCACAAUAUCAGUACGCGUUAGCUUUGCUGAAUAAACCUGUUGUAUUUGAGGAAGGAGAUAGAUACGUGACCGCGAUGAGAUAUUUAGAAAAAGCGGCAAAGCAGGAUCAUUAUUCUGCAUUGGAACAAUGGGGAAAGAUUGUGUUAAGGGGAAAAUAUUAUCAAAAACCGGAUCCUAUCCUUGGAAAACAUUUGAUUGAGAAAGCCAAUAAGAUUAAAGUUGAAACUAGAAGAAAUACACGUAUUAUUGCUACUUAG
Messenger RNA from Dentiscutata heterogama, 1833 nucleotides. The record is from the annotation of a GenBank genome assembly. Lineage: Eukaryota; Fungi; Glomeromycota; Glomeromycetes; Diversisporales; Gigasporaceae.